Tachysurus fulvidraco (yellow catfish) is the source of this 2305-nucleotide messenger RNA. It is a transcript of the gene pum3, whose product is annotated as pumilio RNA-binding family member 3. Bases 72 to 1982 code for a protein of 636 amino acids. The transcript has 18 exons. Lineage: Eukaryota; Metazoa; Chordata; Actinopteri; Siluriformes; Bagridae. The record is from RefSeq and is a predicted model, not a curated record. Gene Ontology annotation, molecular function: mRNA binding. Gene Ontology annotation, biological process: regulation of translation. Gene Ontology annotation, cellular component: nucleolus.
AAAGUGUCGUGGAAAAAAAACAUUUUUCACAGCAACCGAUGCGAGUGCCGUAAAGCGUUUCUCUUCAACACAUGGUUUGGUUGGAAACCAUGGAGUCCAAACCAAGAAAGAAAUCAUUCAACCUUAAAGAUGGAAAGAAAGCUGGAUUUAAAGGGAAAGGCACAGCUGAGAGAAAGCCGGCUGCUAAACGUUCUUUUAAACCUCACAACUCGGACAAAAAGAAACCUUUUACAAAACCAGGAGGGAAAGGAGGACCAAAGAAAUUCUUUAAACCAAAACCAACAGAAGGAAAAAUAACAAACAAGAGAAAAUUUUCAGGGGAUCAGAAAAACUCAGACGAAGGCUCAGAAGCAAAGAAACCCAAGUGGAAUGAUUUUAAACAAAAGAAGAAAGAGUUAAAACAGAACCGACAACAGAACGAAAGGAAAGAGACCUACCACAUAGUGAACAGAGCCAAACAAGUGUGGGAGAUAGUCAGAAGGAAAGAUUGUGAUGCAGACAAGAGAGCAAAGUUAAUGAAAGAACUGCAGGAGCUUGUGCGGGGCAAGAUAAAGACGAUUGCGUUUGCCCAUGACUCGACUCGAGUACUUCAGUGUUUCAUACAGUUUGGGAACGACAGACAACGACAAGAGGUCUUUGAUGAACUCAAAGACCACAUGGUGGAGUUGAGUAAAUCCAAAUACGCAAGGAACAUCGUAAAAAAGUUUUUAAUGUAUGGGACCAAGCAGCAGGUCGCAGAGGUGAUGGUGGCCUUUAAAGGAAAGGUCAGACAGAUGCUCAGGCACUCUGAGGCUUCGUCUGUGGUCGAGUAUGCUUACAACGACAAGGCCAUCCUCUCUCAGAGACUCAUGCUUACAGAGGAGCUUUAUGGCAACGCCUUCCAAAUCUGCAAGUCCUCAGUGUGUCCUACGAUAGAGAAGGUCCUGGAGAGCAAUCCGGAUAAAGUCGAGAGCAUCAUGGAAGAAAUGAAGCAGAUCCUCACGCCUAUGGCUCAAAAAGAAGCUGUCAUUAAACAUUCACUUGUCCACAAAGUGUUCCUCGACUUCUUCCUCCACGCACCAGACAAACAGAGAACAGAAAUGAUCGAGUCUAUAAGGGAAUCGGUGGUGUACAUGGCGCACACGCACGACGGCGCACGGGUAGCUAUGCACUGCUUGUGGCACGGCACAGCCAAGGACAGGAAGGUUAUCGUGAAAACCAUGAAGACGUACAUGGCAAAGUUUGCGACGGGAGAAUACGGACACUUGGUGCUACUCGCAGCCUUCGACUGUAUCGAUGACACCAAAUUGGUCAAACAAGCAAUCCUAUCAGAGCUGUUGAGUUCCCUAGAAGAGGUCAUCAGUAAUAAACAUGGCAGGAAAGUGCUGCUGUAUUUGCUUAGCCCUCGAGAUCCGGCUCACCUGUUACCUGAAAUUGUGCAGCUGCUGGAGAAGGGAGAUGGCAAUGCACACAGUAAAAAGGAUGUUGCUGUACGGAGGCAAGAACUCCUGGAGGCUGUGUCUCCUCCUCUGCUACAGUACCUGUGUGAGAACACUCGCUCCAUGGUGAUGGAUAAAGCCUGCAGCGUAGCGGUCAGCGACAUCCUGGGAGCCGCCGUCGGUGACCUCCGACCUGCCAUGGAAGCCGUAGCACGACUGGCAGCUGAAGACUUUGUGGCUGGCGGCGUGGAAGGACAGCUGCACAUGGCUGAACACCCUGCUGGUCAUCUUGUAAUGAAAUGGCUGAUUGAGCAGGACUCUAAGAUGAAGGCAUCCGGGCGAGAGGAGCGUUUCUCCCGGAUCCUUCUGGAAACGGUGGGGAUAGAAAAGCUGAAAACGUGGGCUUCAGUCAACCGUGGAGCCAUUGUGCUGUGCUGUCUCCUCCAGAGUGCAGAUGAAGGUGUUACACAGGAAGUAAAGGCUGCUUUAAAGUCCAUUAUUAAUGUCCUAAAGAAAAUCAAGAACUCAAAAGGAGUGGAGGCUCUGCUGGAGAAACUGGCCUAGUAAAAUCUUGGAACUGAUGCACAAUGCCUUUAAUAAACUGCAUCUUGCUGGUGCGAGAAAGCCCCUGUCCUCUCCUCAGUAGGUCUUGGCUUUAUUAGGCCCACUUCGUAACUACGCAAGAGUAAAGAGGACCUCAAUUGUGUCUUGGAACAGAUUCUGUGAUUUUUUUUUUUUUUUUUAAUGUUCAUUCACCCCAGUGUUUAUAUGUAUUUAAAAAAAUUAAGUACACAAUCCCACACACAGAUUAUUGCAUUGGUCAAUAUGCCAAAUGCAUGUAACUGUUCUUUAAUAUUGUUUCAAUAUAAUAAAUCUAUUUCACAGAA